Messenger RNA from Diceros bicornis minor, 2238 nucleotides. It is a transcript of the gene SMIM41, whose product is annotated as small integral membrane protein 41. The record is from RefSeq and is a predicted model, not a curated record. Lineage: Eukaryota; Metazoa; Chordata; Mammalia; Perissodactyla; Rhinocerotidae. The coding region runs from base 461 to 739 and encodes 92 amino acids. The transcript is spliced from 4 exons.
UUCCCUCCUGCUCCGGUGGCUGCCUGGGCCACCUAGCAGUACUGAGCUUUGGCCCAGGGACAGAAAGCCCAGGAAUGGGGAUGGCCCUUGCUUGUCCCGCGUCUUGCACCUGGGAUGGGGUCUGGAGGAUCUUCUCAGGGCUCUGAGGGAGGUGCUACCUUUAGUCGUCUUUUGCCAGGAAGGAAGGAGAGCUCUGGGUUUGGCUGGCUGGUGCACGGGCCGGAUUUGCAUGUGUGGGUGUGUGGGGCUCUGGGAGGGGAAGGAAUACCCCGGACCCUAGUCCACGCUGGAAGAGCCCUUUGUCUAGGAAGGGCCUGAGCGCGCUGCGUGAGGGGUGGCGGCGCAGGGCGCCUGGGAUCCGCCCCUCGGGUCCCUCCCCGAGCAGCCGCCCGCCCGCCGCCGGCCCGGGCUCCCGCACAUCUGGCGGUCCCGCGCACAUCUGGGCAGCCGGCGCCGGAGCAUGAACGGCUCGCAGGCGGGCGCCGCGGCCCGAGCCGCCUGGCUGAGCUCCUGCUGCAACCAGUCGGGGGUGCCUCCGGAGCCCCCGGAGGGCCCGCGCGCCGUGCAGGCGGCGGUGCUGGGCGUGCUGUCGCUGCUCGUGCUCUGCGGGGUCCUGUUCCUGGGCGGCGGCCUCCUGCUCCGCGCCCAGGGCCUGGCCGCGCCGCCGGCCCGCGAGCGGCGCGCGUCCCGCGAGGCCGAGCCCGGCGGCACCGGCGGAGGCGACGACGACGACUCGUAGGCGCCCGGCUGCGCUCGAGGGUCGCGGCCCCCGGGGGGCCCUCGGUCUCGGCGCCCGACUGCAGGGAGCGGCCCGACGGCUGCUGCGGAGCGAGGCUCCCGGGCCCUUGCCCAGAGCGCUUCCCCGGGACCCGCGCGCCCGCGCAGCCCCACCUGGUACCAAGGCCCAACUCCGUAGCGCCCCAGCGCUGCCCGUUCCACUGGGAGGCUGAGGAGAGACAUGGCCACAGAAACUCAGGCAACCCAGGCCUCCGGCUCCUGCUUCCUCCCCUCCUCUCCUUCAUGAAACUUUGUCCCUGGAAGGAGGUGAGCGCGUUGCUCCAGGAAGCUGCGGCUGAGGAUUCCCAGCUGUGGGGGCUCCAUCUGGCCCUCCUGCCUCUGCCUCUCCAAGGACAGGAACCAUCUGGAGGAAGGGGCCUGGGUGGCCUAAAGACAAGAUUCCUGAGCCUUGCUUGGUCUGUCCCCCAGAGGGCUCUCCCUCCAGCCUACUGCAACGGGAGCUCCUGCUGCUUUUGAUCCAUGCACGCUGCAGAUGACAGCCUGGGAGAAACCUGGAGUGUGGCGAGACCUCCACCUGGGACCCUUGCACUCAGCUGCUGCCUCUGCUCUGCUCCUGAAGUACUUGGGCGUGGGUCUGGGAGGUCAGCACUGCGGGAAGGAAAGCCCCUGGGUGAUUGCCGUGUGUCCUGGGCACUGAAGUGACCAUGCGCCCUGGAUGCUCGGCACAGUAGAUGCUGGCUUUGCUCCCUGCCCGCCAGGCCUCCGGGGACAUGAGCAUGUCCUGUCUCCCGUGCAGGGUGGUCAUGGUCUGACAGGCCAGCGACCUGUCCCUGCUGAGGGCUGUGGGUCAGUGUCACCCAUUUGGAGGUCUUGGGUGCUCCAGCAAUGCCCCAUCACUUCUUGUGGCUGGUUAUUAAAUACGCCGGUAAUGCAAACUUGGGUGGGUAUCGCCAGCUCCUGACUCUUGGCAUUAGUGACUGCCCGCUACCCCCACUCCCCUCCCCCUAGUUUGAACUAUUUCUGGCAGAUACUGAAAUAGCAACCCAGCCAUGCCCCUCUUCCCUGGUCUCUCCUCAGUGGUGGCUAUUCCCCUCCACGCCCAGAUCCAAACAGGAGGUGAGGCAGACAGUGACUCUCGUGCCAGCACUUGACUGCCCCCCUGUGGCCAUUGUGAGCAACAGCACCGUUUCAUUCAGGGGGUACAUUGGGAUGUGAUCCGAGUCCAGCCUGAGCCCAGGGGGUUUGAAAUGAGAGUGGAUUUUGUCAGUGUGUGCACUGAAUUCUAGAGUGUAAACCAUCCUGACUUUCAGUCUCUUCAUCCAUAAAAUGGAGGCAAUAAUGUCAUUAUGAGGAUCAAAUAGGUAAUGUGCUUGACUGUGGAUAAAAGGCUUUCUACACUGUAAUUACCAUGUGAUGUAUUAUUUUCCCUGAACCUGACCAUCCCCAGAGAAGAGGUGUAGACCCACCCACCCUGUUCCUAGUAUUUACUGAGUGACUGCU